Molecule: messenger RNA, 1530 nt
Organism: Fasciola hepatica (liver fluke)
Lineage: Eukaryota; Metazoa; Platyhelminthes; Trematoda; Plagiorchiida; Fasciolidae
Source: the annotation of a GenBank genome assembly
AUGGGUGUUGUGGCGGCUGGACUGAUUUACGUUUGCACGUUAGGAUUUCCCUGCUCAUCUCCGAAAGCUGGAAACGGCACUGCAUCGUCCCUGCACGUGAGCAGUCACACAUUGGACAAAGUCAAAGUUGCAAAAAUCACUCUUGAGCACUAUUAUCACAACUUGGUCCAACAAUACCGCGAACGACAAAACAGGUAUAAAAUUCUGGAGUCGAUGAUGGAGAGCGAAGGCCUCACCGAAGAACAAAAGCAAAUGAAACGGUCUCAACACGCGUUGAAGGAGAGCGAGUUCUUACGGUUGAAACGUGCUCGACUAACUGUGGAGGAUUUUAUUCCGUUGAAAAUAAUUGGGAAAGGAGCAUUUGGUGAGGUACGUUUGGUGCAAAAACAAGACAACGGUUACAUAUAUGCCAUGAAGAUUCUACAUAAGGCGGAUAUGCUUCAAAAAGAUCAAGUGGCCCAUGUCCGUGCGGAACGUGAUAUCCUGGUGAAGGCGGACAAUCCGUGGGUGGUAAAGAUGUUCUAUUCUUUUCAAGAUUCGGUUAAUCUUUAUUUGGUGAUGGAAUUUCUUCCUGGUGGUGACGUCAUGACCUUGUUGAUGAAAAGGGAUACGCUGACUGAACCGCAAACCCAGUUCUAUAUCGCGGAGGCUGCCCUCGCUAUCGAUUCCAUACACAGAAUGGGAUUUAUUCAUCGAGAUAUCAAACCGGACAACCUGUUGCUUGAUGCAAAAGGUCAUAUCAAACUGAGUGAUUUCGGACUGUGUACUGGAUUGAAAAAAGCACAUCGUACCGAUUUUUAUAAGGAUUUGUCUCAAGCCAAAGCCAGUGACUUCUCAUCCGGUCACACGGACUCUCGUCGUCGAGCGGAGGGUUGGAACAAGAAACGAAGAAGACUGGCUUAUUCCACAGUUGGCACUCCGGACUACAUAGCACCUGAGGUAUUCCAGCACAAAGGGUACACGAAUUCCUGUGAUUGGUGGUCCUUAGGUGUGAUCAUGUUUGAGAUGCUAAUCGGUUAUCCUCCAUUCUGUGCAUCAACACCCCAGGAGACGUACAAGAAAGUGAUGAACUGGAAGGACGCUCUAUUCUUCCCCCAUGAAAUGCCAAUUAGUGCGAACGCACGACAUCUAAUUCAGUCAUUCUGUUGUGCACCCGAUUCCCGUCUGUCCAGUCUGGAAGAGAUCCGACGUCAUCCGUUCUUUCACAAUGUGGACUGGGAACAUAUUCGUGAAAGACCAGCUGCGAUUGCUGUCCAGAUUCGGUCGAUAGACGACACCAGUAAUUUCGACGAGUUCCCCAACGCGGACCUCAGUUGGCCGAAUGUGACCGACCCGACGAAGAGUUACCAGAAGAAUCUCGCUUUUAUCAACUACACGUACAAAGCAUUUGAUGGUUGGACAAACAAUGAUCGGGCCCUUGGACACCAAAUGUUGCAACAGCAACGACAUCAAAGUGCACUCGCCUCUCGGGAUCUAAUCAAUUCCAUCAGUAGUAUGCCAUCAGCUUCCGGCUCAACGACUACCCGAUAA